AUGGCCCUCCGCGCUGAGAGGAGAAGGCAGACUGGAGACGGAGGCAGACGGACUGUAUGGAACCCCAACCACACCGAUCUUCCACAAGAAGAAAUACGAAUAGUGCUGAUUGGGAAGACUGGGAAUGGGAAGAGUGCAACGGGAAAUUCUAUCCUGAAUCGAAAGGCUUUUGCGUCGUUCCUCUCUCCACAGUCCGUGACGUCGGAGUGCGAGAAGGCCAGAGGAUGGCUGAACGGACGCAGGGUCGCAGUCAUCGACACACCCGGAAUCUAUGAUACGAAGUACACAGAACAGGAUGUGGUCAGAAAGCUGAAAGAAUGCAUCUCCUACUCCGCUCCCGGUCCCCACGCGUUCCUGAUUGUGAUCAACUUGGGCCGAUUCACAUUGGAAGAACAGCAAACGGUUGAACUCCUGCAGCAGGUCUUCGGUGAUAAAGCUGCAGAAAACUCCUUGGUUCUGUUCACUCACGGCGACCAGCUGGGAGACACAACAAUUGAAGACUUUUUCAGAAAAAGUCAACCGCUUUGCGAUUUGAUCGCGAAAUGUAACUGGCGGUAUCAUGUCUUCAAUAACACAGCUCCGAACGACCAACAGGCGAUGCAGCUGCUUGAAAAGAUAGAAUGUAUGGUACGCGAUAAUGGAGGAACAUUUUACACAAAUGAAAUGUUCCAGGAGGCCGAGCGAGCGAUCCAGGAAAAAGAAGAGCAGAUCAUGAAGGCUUGUGCAGCAGAGAAACUCAAACAAGAGGAGAAACUACGGGCAGAAUUUGAAGGAGAAAUGUUGCAGGAUAAGCUAAAGUCUUUACAUGAGCAGUAUAAAACACAAUCAAGAGAAAAAGCGGAGAAGAAAAAUAAAUUCAUUAAAUCCGGGUGGAUUAUAACAGGGACUGAAGCAGGUGUGGCCAUAGGGUUGGCUGCAGGGAUCGUCGGUGGUCCACUUUGCAUAGUAGCCGGAGGAGUGGUGGGUGGUGCUGUCGGGGGUGCCGUGGGACUCUUAGUACCAGGAGCAGUAAAAUAUCUUAAAAAAAAAUGCACCGUACAGUAAGACGGCACUGACAUGUGGCCUGUGCUGAAGAUGACACUGAGCAGAGCGACACACUACCUGCUUUUUAAAAGUAAAUAAUAGUAACCGAGUGCCUGCACAUCUUAAGUUUACUUUGAAUUCGGAUACAGGCUUUAAGCUCCAAUAAUCAAUUAUUUUUCAUUUUUUAUUAACAGAAAAUAAAUGAUUUCAAGGGUUCAAAAGGGUUCAAAGUGAUAAACGUAUGAAAUAAUUAUUACCCGCAUCAGCAGUUCCCAUUUUAGCAUUGAUGUUUUGAUCUUACAGCCUACAUAUUAAUCGUACUAAUAUUGCUUAUGUGAGGGGUCGAGCUCCCCCUCCCUCUACCUGUUUGGCCACACCCCUCUAAUGAGCGAUUCCCAACAGGUGAGGCCAGAUUACUUCCUGGUUCUCUCUAAAUGUAGGCUUUGCCCCAGGUUUUCCCAGCUCAAGGUGCAGGACUAAGCGCUAAAGGGGACUAGGGACUAGAGCUCCCACCCCAUAUGCGCAGCACUCGCCAUGUGUGCCUGUAUAGUGUGUAAUCUCCAGGUAUGUCUGUUUUUGAAGUAGAGCGGGUUUUUUUUUUGGUUUUGUUUAAAUAUGCUCCAUAGCGGUGCCGUGAUGUUCAGUGGAAUUUUACACAUUGUGUAUGACGUGCUUCUUUUUUUUUUGUGACAGUAAUGGGGAAGUGAUGUCUGCAUUUAAUGCCAGCUGAGCUCUAGCCACUGCUGUUUUUGCCCCCUUUUUGCAAAUAUAUUUUGUAUUUAUGGUUACCUUGUUUAUGCUAGUAUUUUGAUUAUGAAUUGUUAGUAAAUUUGUUUCCUUCCUAGACAAGUUGGUGUUUUAUUUAAUUAUUUCGUUGUUUUCUUUUCCUUUUGUAAACCAACUGGAGUGGGUCCUAUGCUGAGGUCCUCUCAAUACCAGUACAGGUGGGCUGGUCAUAGGUCUAUAGGUGGUGGUCCACUAGGUGGAGGGCUUCCUAAUUUUUUAGUUUAUUUGGCAUGUUUUAUAUUUGUGUUCUAAUUUGUGUCUUUUUUUUUUUUUUUUGCUUUGCAGAGUGUGUGUGUGGGACUUUUCCUUUCUGGAUCUUUUUUAGUAUAUAGAAGAUAUUUUUGUAAUAUAAGCUGUAUUUUUAAACAGACUGUUUAUUUAGCCAAUCUGAAGCUUACUUGUAUAUAAAACUGGACACUAUUCAAAACUAUAAAUUCACCUAUCCGCUCUCCUUUCUUUUGAAAUAAGAACCUUUUAUUAAUUUGUGGUAUUCUCUGGUUGAAAGUCCCAGAGUGGCGUUGUUUCAUUGCGGCCAGGCACAUCAAUUGCCCCGGUCACACUUAUCAGUGAAUAUGCUCUGAUAAAGUGACGUGUAACUGCACAAAAGGAGAUUACGGUCUUUCCAUAGAAAAAAAUGGUGACCAAACAAGUUGACAAAAUGAAUAUAUAGUUCUACAUACAUACAUACAUACAUACAUACAUACAUAGUUUUUUGAUGCCUGGGUAAUCGCAUAUGUUGACAUACUAAAGAGUUUUUUGUUGAUCAUUUUUUGCUAUGUGUGUGUGUUUUCCCAAAACAUAUUUGGAUACAAUAAAGCAGGUUUUGAAAGUUUGACGUGUGUGUGUGUGUCCCCGUCCCCUUCGGGCGGGUGAGCAGUGAUGAGUAUAUUUUUAAAAGUCUUCGUGGCUAAGAUGACGUUGAGCAGUUCUCGGCCGAUGGGAGGUGGAUUUGUGUAAAGGAUUGUUCACAAAGUGGUCACAGAAGCACUGCAGGCAAGUUUCCCUUGACAGUUACUCCCCGAUCAUAAACACACUGUGCAAACCGUGGGGGGUUACAAAUAAUGUAU
Molecule: messenger RNA, 2876 nt
Organism: Gasterosteus aculeatus aculeatus (three-spined stickleback)
Lineage: Eukaryota; Metazoa; Chordata; Actinopteri; Perciformes; Gasterosteidae
Source: RefSeq, a predicted model, not a curated record